CAGCUGGCCUGCCUUUAGCUAAACAUGUAGCACCCAUUUGGCCUUCUCCUUGCUUUCUUAUCGUCUUGUGUGUCACUUAGUUGGUCUCAAUCCUUACUUUCUGAUAGCCUUUAACUAAAAUGUGAUGGCUUGAGGGCAGAAAUGUUCUUUGACACUGUUGUUUGAUAAUGACAACUACAGGUGGUACUGUACUUGGAGAAACCUUUGAUUAUUAUAAUUCUUUUUAGUAACAGCUGUAAAUUAAUUUGGGAAUGUGGCUUUGAAGUAUUGUGGAGAGUAGCUCGUCACAGUAGGCUUUAAAAUAUGCAGUCAGCUUACAGCCAGUGGAAAUGCUGGCAGUCAUUGUUGUGGUUUGUCUUACUAUGGAGUAAGUAACUGGAUUGGCUUAAUCUGAGGUUUUGUAUUGCUCCUUCUCCUGUGUCUCUUGCUAAGAAGAAAUGCACCACUGAUUUCAAACACUUGUGCUUAUGUGACAAUGAAGUGAACGCCUCUCACUGUGCCUUGUUAUAGGAACGCCGUACAGAACAACUUGUGCUUAUGCAAAUGGAAGAACAUGCCAGUUUGAACAACAGAAAAAUACGUAUCUCCUUUGAAACCAAGACUCUUAGACUUCCUCAAUCUGAAGGAAGAGAGGCAGCUUUCUCAUUUCCAAAAUUCAUGUGGGUUUAAAGUAAACUUUAACCUUUGUUCCUUGUGGUUGUGUAGGCAACACAUACUUGCUAUGUUAGUCUCAUAGUAAUUUAGGGCUGGAAAGGACUCCCUUGGUUGCCCAGCUCCUUGCUUUCCCAAGGAGUGUCUCGUAAUCCUUUGGGUGAACUUGUUUUUAGGCUGGACUUCUGUCUUUUCUUCUCCCAUAGAUUAAACCAUUACUGAAGCUGACAGCUCUGACUGUGCAGUUAGGAACGUUUCGAUCCCCGGAACGAAUGUUCAUGCCAGCUUAAUUUGAGCUGGUGGUGUUACCUAUUUUGUAUAAGGACCUCCUCUCGUUUUCAGUAUUACCUUUUUUGCUGUGUUCUGUAAACUGCAGCUGUAUCCCCUCACCUAUGUUUUGCUGUGCCCAGUGGCCCCGUGCUUUCUAGUAGCUUACUGAACAGUGCCUGUUCUUAGUCUAGGUAAAUCUCCUCUGAGCCGUGACAAUAACUGUGUGCUGACUUCCAAGGGAGACCUUAUAGGAGUGCUUUUCAGUGUCACAGAUCUGCCUUCAUUUGCCUCUGUGUCAUGGAUGUGUCUUUGCAGCACCUUUUUCAGUGAAAACUGUGCUUCUUGGUGUUCAGCCUUCUGCUGUAUCACCAUCUGUACUUCAGAAUUUUGCCCUGUUUCUGUUAACCAAGUGCUUUGCACCUCAUCCCUGUUGGCUUUGCCUUUCAUUUCUGUAGCUUUGUUGUUGAGGCCGUUUGUAAGAAAAACCAGUGGUUCUCCAGGCUGAUUCUUGAGGAGUGUGUUUGGUUUUGAGGCUGGUGUUUUAUUGUUCAUCACCUGGGGCUCUCUGCUGUUAAGACAGUUUCUUUGUGCCUUUCAACAGUUUUUUGUCAAAUCUGUCUUACCCAGUAGAUCUUCGUGUGCCUCCUGAGACCAUAUGAAUAAACCACAUCAGAGUGUUUUUCAAGAAAGCUCUUCUUCUGAAAACCUUCAGAUUGGUCUGACAUCUUGUAUUAUUUCUUUUCCCUGUUCCCCAUGUCUUUGUAAUCCCCUUUUCUUUCAAAGCACUGUUUUACACCAAAGUAAGACCAGCAGGCCUGGAGAUGCCACAGUCUUUCUCCAAUGCAGCACUGCAUUCCAGGCAGUAUUGAUCUGAAGACUUGAAACCUAUGGCUACUUCUUGUAUCCUUCCUGAAGAAGAAACGUGUUCAGUUGGAGUUUUUCUUAGUUGGGAUGUGUUCAUUAUAAUGAGAACACCUUUUGACUCCUGGAAGAAUGCCUCUUGGGUCACUCUGUCUGCAGAGAAAUCUUCUAUACCACAGUGUGGCCAGCUUCAUGAACUGGAUCCUUUAAGGCUUGACUUUCAAAGAACAAACUGGUGACUUUCCUUCUGUUUCUGCUUAUCCUUCCUUUUGAGCUCCUGUGUUUCUUAAUGAUAGUUCAGUCUAAGGUUAAUUCCUACAGCCUUUCACGUGUGCAUUCUGUAUGUACUAAAGUCUGAAUAGUGUCACUGCUGGUUUAACUACCUGAUGAAACUUCUUACCCCAUUGUAUUAAAAACGACCUUGGUCCAGUUGUAAUUAAUAAAAAAGGGGAUGAACAUUGUGGAAAGAUAAUGCUUCCAAAAGGAAGCAUCAGAGUUUCUGUAAAGUUAGGGAAUGUCUGUCUGGGAUGCUUGCUCUGCCAUCAUCGUUGUGCUGAAUGCCUUUGGAGAUGCUUUUGGAGAUGACUCUGAAUUCCAGCUCUUUCAGUUGUUGUCUUCUCUCUUUCUGUCAUCCCUGUGUCAUCUGUGGUGUGAUUGGAAAGUAGGGAACAGAGAUCUGAGCUUCCUGAGGCUCCAAUGAAUAAUUGAUUGUAUGUCAUCUGAGAGGGGAGGUGUGUGCAUGUAUGAAGGCUUGCAUUUAUGCACCAGUCCAGCAUAGGAGCCAACUGUAGUGACAACGAGCUGUACUGAAACUUGUAAAAACAGCAGUGUCAUUCCAGAACUGGUACUGCUGUGAGCAGCUACCACAGCUUUUCUCCUGGAAGCACCUCCAAAACGCCCUUCUGAGUGGGGAAGGGAAGAUUGCUGCCUUUCACCUGCACCUUGAUUCUGGCCUGGACACUGACCCAGGGUUUCUGGUAUGCACUUAAAGCCAUAUCUCAAGUUACAGAGGAAAGAGCGAUCAGAAAUAAGCCAGGACUCCCUCAGAGGCCCACCUAUGACCCAUCAGAGGUCACCCCGAGAAGACAAAUACGCCACCAACUGCACCAAGCUGAGCGUUUUCCCCAAACCCCCCCUUGUGAGUCCAUCUCGAAAGCUUCUGGGAAUUAUUUAUCCAAAUACUAUGUGCAAUAUGAACGGGAAAGGUCCGGCAGAUGGUCUGAGCGCCAGGGAGAAGAAAAACGUCCUGUCGGCAACGAUCCAUCAGGGAGAAGAAGGGGAAGGGCCUCUGGAUGUGUGGGCCGUGGUGAAGCCCGGCAACACGAAGGAGAAGAUCGCUUUCUUCGCGGCCCAGCAGUGCAGCAGCAACAACCGGCUGGGCUCCAUGAAGCUCAAAAGCACGUGGGAUAUCGAUGGGAGAACGGUGAAACGCCGGAAAAAAACGGUAGAUCUGAAAAAAGCCAAGCUCCAGUUGGAAAGGAUGAGAGAGGCGAACGCCAGGUGCUCCCAGCCGGAGCCUUUCGCGUGCGGCAUCGAGCACUGCUCGGUGCAUUGUGUGAAUGACAGUGGUGAGGGGGUGUUCCCGGGCAGGUCCCUCUCCGUCAUAGAGAUGGUUGCGUUUCUGGAGCAGCGAGCAAGUGCUUUACUGGUAGACUGUGCUAAAACUUGCACGUCCGCCUCCACGGCGAGGCUGAGCGCUGUGUCUAAAGGUGCUCUUCCCAGCUCUGAGCCUUUCUCCGCCGCCGGGCCGUGCGAGGUACAUGAGAGGGGAAGCUGUGGCAGCAGCGAGCAGCAGCAGAGCGAGCCGGUGCGCGUCCUGGACAUGGUGGCCAAGCUGGAGUCGGAGUGCCUGCGGCGGCAGAGCGAGCGGGACGGCGGCAGCCUGUCGCGCAACAACAGCUUCCGCAGGAACGUGGGGCGGGUGCUCCUGGCCAGCAGCACGCAGCCCGCUGCUGAGCCUGGCAGGGCCUCUGUAGGCAGUGUGGGUGAAGAGCCAGGGGCGGCGGGGGCUGGCUGCGGAGCGAGGUGUGGGGAUGCUGGGCUGUGGGAUGGCGCUGCCUCUGCUCCGCAGCCGUUCCCUCCUGGGUUGGAGGGGAGCGCGGGUUCGGGACUUGCUCACGCUGUGUUGGCCAUUGCGGCUGGAAGGAGCGAUGCUGAAAGGCGGGUUGAGCCUCCCAGGGCUCUGCCAGCCCUGUGUCCGGCUGUGGCUGGGGUGCCGGCGGAUUCCUUGCCGAGCAAGAGCACGAGUGUUGAUUGUACGUUGAAAGAAGCUGUGAUCCUCUCGAAGCAGAGCCUGCAUCCUGCUAGGAAGGAGCCCUUGUGCAUCAGUAUAUCGGUCUCCAAGAGUGAUAGGAAAGAGAAGCUCCCUCCCUCCAGUUUGAGUGAAGACCCCCUCCCAGGGAGGUUGUUUUUUCUGCAGGCUGAACAGAAUGCCGCUCCUGCCCCACAGCCGCUGCAGGAAUGUACCCAAGGGAAGCCAGGACAAGGAGUGCAGAACGAGGAUGAGGAGGCUGUGGAAUCUGACAAAUCGUGUGUCGGGACCAGUGUCUCUCCUGAGCCAUCAGCCCUUUCUGUUCCCCCUCCAGAAGGUGCUUUGCAAGUACUCGAUGCUUCCUGCUUGAAACGGCAGGUCUCGCAUGACUUUUUGGAGACCAGGUUUAAAAUCCAGCAGCUUCUGGAACCUCAGCAGUAUAUGGCUUUCCUGCCUCACCACAUCAUAGUGAAGAUCUUCGGCUUGCUCCCUACGAGGAGCCUGGUGGCCCUAAAAUGCACUUGCUACUACUUCAAGUUCAUCAUCGAGUACUACAACAUCAGGCCAGCAGACUCACGUUGGGUCCGCGACCCCCGCUACCGAGAAGACCCCUGCAAGCAGUGCAAGAAGAAGUACGUGAAGGGGGACGUGUCGCUGUGCCGCUGGCACCCCAAACCUUACUGCCAAGCUUUACCCUACGGGCCUGGCUACUGGAUGUGCUGUCACAGGUCCCAGAAGGGCAUCCCGGGCUGUAAGUUGGGUCUCCAUGACAAUCAUUGGGUUCCUGCCUGCCACAGCUUUAACCGUGCUCUCCAUAAGAAGACCAGAGGAGCGGGAGCCGAAGGAGAAGAGGAAUAUUAGUGCACAUACACUUUCCUGUGAGAUGGUUUGGGGUAGGAGGAGAUUCUCAUGCCUUGUGCUGUUUACAGUGUAUAUAAUUGUCGUGUUUUUCACAGGGCUAUGAAACUGCACAUACUUCAACACAAGAGCCUUUACCUUUUAGAAUAAAGAAAGCUUUUAGUCCAUCUAUGUAAAUAACACUAUAAAAACUAAUUGUACAUACAGAGUCUACAGCUGGCUGAACAACGUAAUCACUACAAUGCAGCUAUGAUAGUGUUGCGGCUAUAGGUGUGUGUGUUUUUAAGUGUCUUGUUUCAAAAUCUGUAUAUCCUGUAUAAUAUAUGAAUGUUUCUGAGAAGAAACUCUAAAUAGGUAAAGGCCAACCUGGUUAAAGAAUCUUCAAACAACUUAACUGGACAACCUUAAAACUAGACUAGAACAGAAACAUGACAGUAGUGGUGGCAGUGGAGGAAAAAAAAGAGAGGAAUAUUAUUGUAUAGUCAGAAUAUAAAAGAAGUUCUUGCCUACCUUAUCCAUGUUGUCUGGUUGGUUUUUUUGGUUUUUUUUUUUUUUUUUUUUUUUUUUUACUUAAAUAAAACAUGCAUUCUAGAUCUGCCUUA
Messenger RNA from Tympanuchus pallidicinctus (lesser prairie-chicken), 5493 nucleotides. RefSeq names its product F-box protein 34 (gene FBXO34). Gene Ontology annotation, molecular function: protein binding. The record is from RefSeq and is a predicted model, not a curated record. The transcript has 4 exons. NCBI's taxonomy places the organism in Eukaryota, Metazoa, Chordata, Aves, Galliformes, Phasianidae. Bases 2762 to 4894 code for a protein of 710 amino acids.